AUGUUACAGGAAAAGCCAAUUCCGGCCGCACUGCCUGUACAGAGUGUGCUCGUCUGCGACCGUAAUUGGCCCUGUAAUAACUGCCAGAAACGGAAUGUAGCGAACAAAUGUCAGUUCAGGGCCCUUGAACGCCAGAGUCCAGGUCAAAAGAAGCGUCCGAUUGAUACUGGAAUCCGCAAGGAAACGGUGGAAGACGAGUCUGGUGAUGAAAUGGAUGAGGCACAAGUGCUUCAAGUUUUGGGGUAUGGUUCAGAAUCCUUUUUCUCUAGGAUUUGUAUUCAAGCGAAGAAAGAGAGGAUUCCGCCGAGUCAACUUCGCAUCGAUCCUAAUUCAUGCCCACAAUUACGACACGUUCUCGAUGUACUUCCUACCCGAUCAUUCAUGGACUCCCUUGUUAAAAACUUUUUCGACAACGUCAACUUUCACUAUUACAUCAUCUACCCCUCGUCCUUCCUGGAUGAUUACCGGGACUGGUGGACCGAUCGAAUCUCAGGAGACCCCAUUAAGUUACAAUGGACAUGUCUCCUCACUGUCAUUUGUGCGUGCUCUGCUCAAUAUCUAAGUACCGAGUUACAAGGAAAGCUUGAGCAUGAACUGGGUGAGAAGACGCAAACACUCACCGAACGGUACCACCGAGUUUCUCGCGAGCUUUACAACAUCAUUCCACCUGGAAGGAGUCAUUUACACAGUGUGCAAUAUUUGCUACACUCAUGUUACUGGUACAAGUCGGAAGCCCGGUUCACGGAGUGUUGGUAUAGCUUAUCCGCCGCUAUUCGGGAAGCCCAGGAAAUUGGCAUCCAUCAAGAAAUAUCCAUGCUCGACAUCUCUGACUUCGAACGCGAAAUGUACCGACGAGUUUGGUGUGUGCUUGACACAUGGGAUUGGCAAAUGUCUGCACUGCUUUCGAGACCUCUGAUGAUAGAUCGAACCUGUUGCAAAGUCGGUCUGCCCGAGCUGACCCUCGAAGGCACCACUCCAUCACCACUGCUACACCUGAGAUUACAGUCCGAGCUUAUUCGAAAGCUUUUUAACCGGUUUGGGCCUACCAGAAAUGUUGUUGAGUCUGUCGACAUUCAAGAGUAUCAGAAAAUGUUGGAAGACUGGAUGAUGAAGUUUCCACCGAUAUUUGACCUCGAUAAUCCGGAUUAUAGCCAGGACACUCUUUGCCCAUGGAUUCCGCUCCACCGCCAUUACAUUCACACUAUGGGAUAUUCCAUGAUUCUGGAUCCAUUGCGUGUUCGUUUAGCCACAUCUAUCGAUACGAAAACCGCAUCCAAAGCUGAGGUCCAAAUAAGAACAGACGGCAUCGACUACGCAUUGAAAUUGAUGGCUGUUCUUCGCGGGUUCUUCAACCACGUUUGGCCUCGUGACGCUAAGUUCCACUUUGUCAUAUUUUCUAUUUUUGACACAUCUGCUUUAUACUCGAGCAUUCUAGUCCACGACGAAGAUGGCUCAGUCCCCAAGCGUCAAGAAAUGCUCGACUCAUUUGACAUGGCUGUGGACAUGAUUAAGCAUUUAAGGACGAUUGCUCCAAACUUUCAACUUUACAAUAAAAUCCUCCAUCGACUACGCCUCAAGGUUCGGGGGAAGGUCUCUAUGAAUCCAGAAGUCACUGAACCACCACGCAAGUGUCUGAAAUACACUGUUUCUAAAUCGACAUCGCUGCUCCCGGAUAUAUGUGCCGCACCAAGCACCAUCCCCACUUGCCACAGCCAAAGCCCUGCUGUUGGCUCUCACAAUGAAGAGUAUACAGCCUCAGUGGCUCAAGUAACAAAUGUCGGUCUUGGACCUGAUCCACUGGCUCAACCGAACCAUGGCACAAAUUCAGUUCAUGAAGCAUCUAUAGUCGGUCAACCACCCAUGGUUCAGUCCAGUAUGAGUAAGAACAUUCAGUCUUUAUCGAACCUUGAUGAUGGGAGUGUAGAGCAAGCUAUGUUUGCAUCUAUAUCUGAGGAGGAACUCGGAAAUCUGGCCGAAUUAUGGAGAUGGCAAGAUCUGGAUUUAGGCCUUAUCGACCACUUGGACCCAUGA
This is a messenger RNA of Fusarium odoratissimum NRRL 54006, 2031 nucleotides long. RefSeq lists its product as uncharacterized. The transcript is spliced from 6 exons. Gene Ontology annotation, cellular component: nucleus. Gene Ontology annotation, molecular function: zinc ion binding; DNA binding. Gene Ontology annotation, biological process: DNA-templated transcription. The coding region runs from base 1 to 2031 and encodes 676 amino acids. The record is from RefSeq and is a predicted model, not a curated record. Lineage: Eukaryota; Fungi; Ascomycota; Sordariomycetes; Hypocreales; Nectriaceae.